GCGCACUGCGCACUCCUCUCCAGAGACGACUGCUUAUAUUUCCAUUUUAUUAGUCCAGGUCUGAGGACUUCUCGUUUUGAUGAAAACCAGGUUUUAGCUCGUUGUCUAGCCUACCUUAAAGUAGGAAAGAGGCGUCCUUUGUGUUUUAAUAACUUUCGGUGAUGAGUUUUUGGAUUUGUAAUUACAAUUUACUGGACUGGAUGUUUUUUUAUGGUUUUAAAUGGAGCCGAUUCUCUUCACCUUGCAGUCACUCUAUGUCUUGACAACACCACUUGUCCUCAGGAUUUGUUGAGAGAAUACUCUAUACAUGGAGCAUAUAGCCUACCCACUCGGUGACAAACUACAAACAAUAUUCGACGUUAAACAACACAUCAGCGACAAAAUGCCAAAAGAAUUUGCGGAUGAAUAUCAACCUUUGCUUAUUAAAGCAACCAAAGAUAAAAAGCGACCCAAGUUUCCGAACAAAUCACUUCUGCUGGCUGUGUGUGCUGCGUGUAUAGGGGGAACCUUUCAGUGUGGAUAUAAUACAUCUAUCAUCAAUGCUCCCACAACGCAUGUCCAGAAUUUCAUCAACCAAACCUGGAGUGAGCGUUACCAAACUGACAUAUCAGCAGAUGUUCUCACCCUGCUUUGGUCCACUAUUGUGUCUAUAUUCACCAUAGGAGGACUUCUAGGAGUGACGGUCGGUGGGACACUGUCUGUAAAGCUGGGGAGGAAAGGGACGCUGUUGGCCAAUAAUAUAUUUGCAUUCAUGGCUGCCCUGCUAAUGGGUCUGAGUUACCCUACAGGAUUAUUUGAAUUACUCAUCAUUGGACGUUUUCUCACUGGAAUAUAUGCAGGCAUUGGCCUUUGUGUUCAACCUCUGUAUUUGGGGGAAAUUGCUCCAACUGCAUUUCGUGGUGCCAUGGGAAUGGGAACUUCUAUUUUCAUCACUGGUGGGAUCUUGACUGGACAAGUUAUGGGCCUCAAAGAGCUCCUGGGCAAAGAAGAGUACUGGCCCAUCCUGCUCUCCACCACUUGUAUCCCAGCAUUCCUGCAGCUCCUGAUCCUGCCCUGGUUCCCAGAGAGCCCGCGCUACCUGCUCAUUGAUAAAGGGGAUGAUGAGGGAUGUAAGAAAGCCCUGAAGCAACUUCACGGUAUAGCUGGCUGUGAUGACGAAUGGGCUGAUAUCGAGAAGGAGAAAAAUAAUUUGGUGAACUUCCAGGCCAAGAAACCCUGGGAGCUCUUGACUGAUCGUAGUGUCCGCAGGCAGCUUCUCACCGUCUUGCUGCUCAACGCUGCACAACAGCUGAACGGCAUCAAUGCUAUUUACUUCUACGCAGAUUACUUAUUCAGACAAUCUGGCAUCCCCGAUGAUAAAAUACCAUAUGUGACCGUUGGCACUGGUGCCUGUGAAUGCAUCACAGCUUUAACAUGUGGUAUGCUCAUUGACCGUCUGGGAAGGAAAGUGCUCAUUACGGGAGGAUACACACUGAUGAGUAUCUGCUGCAUUUUAUUCACGCUGACGCUCUCUUUCCAGGAUGCCAGCCCAGUAUUUCCAUAUGUGAGCGUGGUGUGUGUAUUUGCUUUCAUCCUGAGCUUUGGCUUAGGACCAGGUGGCGUGACAAACAUCUUGACCACUGAGCUAUUCACACAAACGGCACGCCCUGCAGCGUACAUAAUCGCAGGAUCAUUGAACUGGUUGAGCUUCUUCUUUAUUGGCCUGGUCUUCCCUUUUAUUGUGAUCGGGCUGCAGCAGUACUGUUUCCUGGUGUUCCUGGCCGUCUGCUCCUUAACGGCGUUAUACAUUUUCCUUUUUGUUCCUGAAACCAAGAACAAAACCUUUGUGGAAAUCCAGAAUGAGUUUCAGUCCAGAAAGGCCUGCAGUGCUAAUGGAGCAGGGACGACACAGUUAUCCACUUCUAUAUGAAAUGUUACUUUUGUGUCACAAAGAUUAAUAACUGCCUUGAGGAUUUAUAGUCCACACACACACAACAAAAUAUAUCACUAUUGAAAUACUGUUAAUGAUGGUACCUUGCUUAAACUUCAGAGAUGUAGGCCUAAAGAGUAGUCAUAAUUACAUAUUUUCAGUUCACUUAAAAAUACAGCCUCAUACAUUAAAAAUUACCUUGAUGUGUAAAAUUUUGGUAUGAGUGCUCUAUUGAGACGUCAUUUUUGGAGAAUACAGUUAAUUAUAUACAGGUUUAUUGUAAAGUAGCUCAUGUGGCAUCCUAACAGUAAAUAUUUCAGGAUAAAGUCAUGCAACAACCAACAAAAAUUAAAGACGUUUGACACAAACUUAACUGCAAUAUCCUAAUAUAACCACAACAGCAUAAAUGUAGUCCACUCUGUCAUUGUGGCCUGUUUCAAUAGCACCAUGCUCUUUUUUAAUUAUCUGUAUGAGUGAAAGUAAAACUGCUAGAGAAUGUACUGCACAAGCAGGCAAUGGGCUGUUCUCGAUUAUAGUAAUCCUACUGAUUACCUGUUUAAUUAUUUGGCUUAAAUUCCCAACUCUUAUAAUAGCAUUAAAGUGAAGCAUGUUAGUCAUGAGGAAAGUGGGAUCCAAAUAGAUUUCUUUUAGUCACAAGAACAUCCCUAUUUUAAUGAAAUGUAUGCUUUGUGAUGAGCAAAAUUAGUUAGAGUGGACUGGUGCAUUAAACUCAAACAGGUCUAAAUUCAGCCUUUGUGGCCCAUUAUUAUAGACUUCUCAGUCAUGUCUUAACAUAAAUUACAGCAAAAGUUACACAGCCAGGUUUCUACCAAUAUGUUACAGACUUGUAUGCUGCAAGUUGUUGUCUCAGUCAGAAGCAUCAACCAUGCACGACCAGUUUAAACCACAAUGGUAAGAUCAGUUACUGAAGAAAAAAAAGCAACAGCCUACAGAAACGUAAAAAUAUUCUAUUACAAAUAAAAGUUAUGUGUCAAAAGUUUGGACACACCUUCUCAUUCAAUGAUUUUCCUUUAUUUUUCAUGACUAUUUACACGGUACAUUAUCACUGAAGGCAUCAAAACUAU
Molecule: messenger RNA, 2994 nt
Organism: Etheostoma spectabile (orangethroat darter)
Lineage: Eukaryota; Metazoa; Chordata; Actinopteri; Perciformes; Percidae
Product: solute carrier family 2, facilitated glucose transporter member 11
Exons: 12
Coding region: 308-1909 (533 amino acids)
Biological process (GO): dehydroascorbic acid transport
Cellular component (GO): plasma membrane
Molecular function (GO): D-glucose transmembrane transporter activity
Source: RefSeq, a predicted model, not a curated record